Moneuplotes crassus is the source of this 1288-nucleotide messenger RNA. NCBI's taxonomy places the organism in Eukaryota, Ciliophora, Spirotrichea, Euplotida, Euplotidae. The record is from the annotation of a GenBank genome assembly.
AUGCAAACUGUUUAUUCUCGAAAUUCUAACAAUAGCUUCAUAAAACCUUCGGAGAUACGAGAGGCAGACAAGUCUAGACAUAAAAAGGCACGCACUCUUACUAAAAUCCAGGCCAAGGCGUUGGCUAAAAGAAGAUUAAUGCUCCGGAAAGAAGUUCAGCCUAAACUUUCUCAAAUUUUCAGAAAGAAAAUUAAUACUGGUGCACAAGAGAAAGAUAGUUUAAUUACCACUCAAGAUAACAAUAGCUUGCUUAAAGAGAAAGCAAUCAUUGAUACCUUUUCUCAAGACUUGAACUUGAUAUUUAAAACUAGACAAAAUAAAUUAAAAGAGAAAUAUUCUCAAAUGUAUUUAGAAAACAAAAUGCUUUCUUCAAAACUGGAAGAGAAAGAAAAUGUCAACAUGAGAAAUACCAGAAUGCUAGCAAUUUAUAAUAAAAAAUUAGAACUCCUUAUUCAUAAAAUCGACGGUUGCAUUACCUUAAAUAAUGAAGCAUUAGGAAAUAGUGAAACUUCUGCUAAUACUGAAACGGAUAUGGAACUGAAUUCAACUCAAAGUCAAAAAACUGCUAACAUUUUUAAUAAAAAACGAGUCCAUAAAGAUAGGCCACAAACAAAGCGGCUUAAAACAUUUAAAGAUAACUAUAGCACUCUAAAGGAAAAGGUUGAUAGGCUUAUUGAGACAAACAAACACCUUCAAGCCCAUUUGGAAAAGAAAGAGCCACAGAUAUCUGAAUUGUCAGAAUCAACAAAGGUAACAAAGUCUCAUAAAAGGAAUGAUGAUUUCAAAACAGAACUAGGGAAAGUUGAAAAACACACCUCAAAGAUUGGAUGAAUAAAAAGUGACCGUAAAAAUUAUAAUAUAAGAAGCCACUACUUUAGGAUCUCUAUCUCAAGUUCUGGUGAAAUGUCUUCUAUAUCAGGAAAAGGGGAAGGUGAAGGUGAAGAGAAUAUAUCUAAUCUAAAAAAGAGGCAUAUGGCAAUAAAUAAUCAGAACAGAUGAAAGGAUAUCAACACUUUUCAAAUGUCACAAUCAGUGAGCCAAAAGAUUCCAUUAACUUUACAAAAAUUUAAUGAUCUUGUUUCUUCAAAAGAAGCUAUAAAUUGAUCAGAAUGAGACACACAAUUCUGAAUAACCACAAAGAAGCAUCAUUGUCGAAUCUGUGGAAAAAUCUUAUGUGGAAAGUGCUCCAGAUUCACAAUCCUAUUCAAAGGAAGUAAAGCAAAAUCUUGUCUAAACUGCAAAAAAACAUAUGACGAUAGAGUUCGAGAAUAGCCAACAAAGUUUCAAC